AAAGGAAUAAGAUGUUCUAUGAUGUUGUGAAGUUCGAAUUUAGCAGAACAUUCAUCUCAAAGAAAGAUAUUGACCUUUACUUUUUCCCGGUAUAUGAAAGUGGUCAUUUUUAUUUGGUAUGUUUUAACACCACCACAGAGCGUGGUACUAUAGAGGUUAUUGAUUACAAAGAUGGUUCUAAAGAAAACAAGAAAUUUCUUAAAAAUCUGAAAAGUGCAUUUUCAUAUGUCAUGGAUGGUGAAGGAACAAUACAAAGUCUUGUUUUAUCAAAACAAAUCAAGUCCAUGGAAUCUGUAGUGAUUGAUGUACCUUGGAAGUCUUCUGAUGAUACUCAUUUGCAUUGCGGUGUUGCAAUGAUGAGGCAUAUGGAAACUUAUAUGGGUAUGCAAAAGUGGAAUUCAGGUUUAAAGAAAAAUAAUGUAAGUCUUUUACAUUUCAUGCUUGUUGCAACUUAACCUAUACUUACCUGUCAAACAGUAGAAGUUUCCAUUAACCUAUCAUUCAGGCUACGUUCCUCUCAUAUGCAUGCAUUAAGCAAUUACUUAACCUAUACUUACCCUGAAUUAUUG
Chenopodium quinoa (quinoa) is the source of this 569-nucleotide messenger RNA. RefSeq lists its product as uncharacterized. The record is from RefSeq and is a predicted model, not a curated record. Bases 12 to 455 code for a protein of 147 amino acids. The transcript has 2 exons. NCBI's taxonomy places the organism in Eukaryota, Viridiplantae, Streptophyta, Magnoliopsida, Caryophyllales, Amaranthaceae.